UUGCAUCGUAAUCCGAGCUGCUGGCUCUACACGGGUAGACGGAAUCACCUUGCAGUCGAGAUUACCAGAUCGGAAAUAUCUACGGCCAAUUUCUGCAUGAAGGAAUCCUACGCCGCACACAUAUAUCACUAGUGAUCCGCCCGUGUCGCGCCAGGAUGUCGCUCAGCGCAUCUACCCGUCCAUCGGUCGAUGUUCCAAUGCUUCGCUGCCCAUUGUCAGACAAAUAUCGGGUUUUAACCUUUCAAUGAGGCCCUUAGCGUUGAUUGCGAUAUUUAUGAGCUGCGUGCCAACCUGGUGCUGCGGCCCCGGCACGUCAAAUAUCGACAAUUUAAUCGUUUUCGGCGAUAGCUACACAGACGAGGGCCGAUUGACGUACUUUCUCACCCAUGAUUACAACCCGCCGCCAGCAGGUCUCUACAUACCAGAGUCAAACUUGACAUCGAGCGGCGGACCAAGCUGGCCUCUGCUUGCCUCAAAAAAGCUUGGCGCGAAGACGUACAACUAUGCGGUGCGUGGCGCGGUGUGUACCAACAUCUUCCCGGGCAUCCUCCCGACUGUCGACGACUAUGAAGUCCCGGCUUUCUUGGCCGACGUAGCCUACGUCAACCCCACCACAGGCACCAACACGCUCUACACCAACCGAACGCCUAGCAAUACCGUGUAUUCCCUCUGGAUAGGCGCUAACGAUCUCGGCGUCAAUGCGUUCCUUACAGAUUCCCAACCAGCAGGCGAGACCCUUGACGCGUUCAUCGAUUGUAUAUGGCCGACUUUCGACAACAUCUACAACGCCGGAGGACGCAAGUUCGUUCUUUUUAACGAGGCGCCGCUCAAUUACGCGCCGCUGUAUAGGUCGCUUGCGGAUGGCGGAGCCGGGAAUGUACCACGCUGGCCCGACAAGGAGUCAUAUAAUACGACCGAGUAUGAACAGAAAAUGCUCGAAUACGUGACUCUAGUCAACACCAUCUUUGAUUACGGCUCCCCGUUCCAGCUCCUGGUGAAAAAGAGGUGGCCCAAUGCGUCCUUCAGCAUCUUCAACGUGAACCAGCUCAUCUCGGAUAUUUAUAACUCGCCUUCCAAGUACCUAGAUGAGCCGGCAAACGCCACGGGGUACUACGCGGAGUGCCCUGAUACGUUGCAGCUCGGGACGGCAGGCUGCGUGGUCUCCUCUAAUCCUCUAUCGAGCUUUCUAUGGUACGAUGAGCUACAUAUGUCGCCGAAAGUCCAUGAUUAUAUAGCUACGGAGUUUGUAAACGUCGUGAAUAAGAAAUCGAAAUAUGGAACAUACUAUUCGUAAUUUUAAUGAGGGAUAUGAACAUAUCGCAUCUGGGUUGCACAUGCGGCGACGCGUUUAAUAAGUACAUAUCAGGGAAUCAUCUAAUCGUGGUCUAGGAUGAAAAGCGGCACUGUUGUUGCAUAUUACCUAAUAACGGGAUAUUCGUGGGGAUGGACACCUUCGUGGG
Annulohypoxylon truncatum is the source of this 1460-nucleotide messenger RNA. RefSeq names its product carbohydrate esterase family 16 protein. Bases 245 to 1294 code for a protein of 349 amino acids. The record is from RefSeq and is a predicted model, not a curated record. Gene Ontology annotation, molecular function: hydrolase activity, acting on ester bonds. NCBI's taxonomy places the organism in Eukaryota, Fungi, Ascomycota, Sordariomycetes, Xylariales, Hypoxylaceae. The transcript is spliced from 4 exons.